This is a messenger RNA of Fukomys damarensis (Damara mole-rat), 1502 nucleotides long. RefSeq names its product transmembrane protein 252 (gene Tmem252). Lineage: Eukaryota; Metazoa; Chordata; Mammalia; Rodentia; Bathyergidae. The record is from RefSeq and is a predicted model, not a curated record. Bases 55 to 546 code for a protein of 163 amino acids. The transcript has 2 exons.
GCCCGGAAGUAGAGGAGUGGCAAGGUCAAGCUGCUGAGAUCCCGAGGAGCAGGGAUGCAGAACAGAACUGGUCUAGUUCUCUGUGCUCUGACCCUCCCGAUCGGUUUCCUGAUGAUCUGUCUGGGAGCCUUCUUCAUUUCCUCUGACUCCAUAUUCCACUGUCAGAAGAACCUGGUCCUGGCAUACUUGCUUCUGCCUCUGGGGUUUGUGAUGCUUCUGGGUGGGAUUUUCUGGAGCAACUACCAGCAAGCGAGCAAAAGCAAAGGGGUGUUCAGCCAUCUGCUCAGACAGCACCUUGCUCACAGGGACCUGCCCCUGGCCACAGUGGACAGGCCGGACUUUUACCCUCCAGUUUAUGAAGAGAACUUUGAAGCUGCACAGGGAGAGGCCUUGGAUGCUCCCCCACCGCUGUACACAGAGACUGGCCUUGAGCUCAGGAAUGAAAACGAAGCCCACCCAGAGGCCCCGCCUUCCUACCAAGAGUCCACGGCAGACUUGGCGACUGGUGCGAAGUCAGAGGUGCUGCAAGGCCAAGCCCAGAGCUGAAGGAAGGGCGAGCUCUCCAGCACGCACGACGCACCUCUGUGGGACUCAGCUGCUCCUAAGAGAGCCGGGCCAGAGCCAGAGCCACCACGGCGUAGGACAGCCACACAGUUCCCCGGAGCAAGGGCGGCCCGGGGUCCCUGGCAGGGCACGGCCAGCACAAGCGGACGUUUCCGACGAUUCCCACUAAUUCCGAGCCAGGUGAGCCUUGGCACCGCAAAAGCUUGGCUCUCCCGGGGGCUUUCUGUUCCGCUCAGCGCCCCUUCAUCAGCUCAGCCCCAAGCAGGAAGGAACACAGAAGCUUGUGGGGAUGCUGUGGGCUUCGUGCUGGACCUUACCUGGAAAUCACGAAUGGAAGGGGCCUGGGAAGGAAAGGUCAUUGUCAUUUAAUUUGUGGCUCAGCAUUUUGUAAGCUGGCAUCAUGAUUCCUCUCAUCAGCUAUGUUACCAGAGUGACUGCAGUAAUUCACAUCAUGAAAGUCAGGCUCCAGGAACCCAUGAAUGUUAAUGUGUACUAUUUUAUUGUAAUUAUGUAUGUCUUUUUUCUAAUAUGAAAGGAAAAGUCUGUACUUGCUUUCAAAAUGAUUCAAACACAAAUACUAAGUGAGUUAUUUUUAAGAUGUCUCCAUACAAGCAGAUACAAGGUUUCUUAUAGAUUAAAAUGGAACAGACACGUACUUGGUUCAUAAUACACAGAAUUCAGGGGAAGUGGACUUUGCAUUAGCCACAGAUAAUAUGAAUACACAACAUAAUAUAAAGCAUGUGAGGUUUCAAAAUAUUGAUAUGUAAUGCAAAGAAUCUCCCUGUAAAUCUCCAGAGUUUGAAAAAUGAGAGACUUUAAUUUACUAGGAAAUUCUUGGUGUCUCAAGACAGAGUUUUUAACUUCUAGGCUGGGAACAUACAUUUUAAUACUGAAUGUCAACUUUUAAAAAAUCUGGUUCCUCCUCCGUUUCCUUACAU